CUCUGCCCUGCGGUACUGCUCUUUAUGCUAAGCUAAGCUAACUGGCUACUUCUCAUCAAACUCAGCUGGGAGUGACGGGGAGAGCAUUGGAAACUGUCCAUUCUCUCAGCGCCUCUUCAUGAUCCUCUGGCUGAAAGGAGUAGUCUUUAAUGUCACCACUGUUGACCUCAAGAGGAAACCGGCUGACCUCCACAACCUGGCCCCAGGGACACACCCACCCUUCCUCACCUUUCAGGGGGAGGUACUCACCGAUGUCAACAAAAUAGAGGAGUACCUGGAGGCGAUGCUGGCUCCACCAAAGUAUCCCAAACUUGCAGCAAAGAACCGUGAAUCCAACACAGCAGGAAAUGACAUAUUUGCCAAGUUCUCAGCUUAUGUCAAAAACACAAGGCCAGAUAAAAAUCGAGAUUUAGAGAAGGGUCUAAACAAGGCCUUGGCUAAGCUGGAUGAGUAUCUGAUGGGUCUGCUACCUGAUGAGGUUGAGACGGGACGCCACAGCGGCAAGGGAGAGUCUACUCGCAAAUAUCUGGACGGAGAUGAACUGACGUUGGCUGAUUGCAACCUUCUGCCCAAACUUCACGUCGUCAAGGUGGUUGCAAAGAAAUACCGAAACUAUGACAUCCCGUCUGAAUUCAAAGGGGUGUGGCGUUACCUUGGCAACGCCUACAGCCGAGACGAGUUCACCAACACGUGCGCAGCUGAUGUGGAAAUUGAAAUAGCCUACAAGGAUGUAGCCAAGAGACUGGGAAAAUGAAUGCAUCACAACCACAGUCACUAUUGUACCUUUCUGUCUUCAUGGUAAAUCUACUAAAUAAUACCUCUGAUACACAUGACAUCCACUCUGUACACAGGAUGUUUCGUUUUUAAUGCUCAUGUGCUGAAAUGUGCUUAAAUGCUGCAAAGUGGUAUAGUGUCUCAAAGAAAAGGAGCAUGUGGUAAAAAUGACUCAUCAAUGUCUAAAACUUUUGCGCAGCAUCUGGAGUCUGAUGUCCUUGUAAUAGUGCUUACCACAAACAAAUGGAAGAUUAUGGUGAUUAUACUGCUGAUUGUUCUCAAAAAUGUAUUUUAUUUAUUGAGGAAAAAUAUCUAAAGUAACAAAUGACAGUUAGCUAAGCCCAUAAAUCAUAGCUUAGCAAAAUUAGCUAGGUCUGUCAAACUUGAGAACAAGAUCAAAUGUGUAAUGAAUAGAUUGAAAAGUGUGUUUGUCUGUCCUAAUGAAAGCUGCAAAUGUUAGCAUGCUAACUAACUAGUUUACUAACCACAUUAGUAUUGCUAAUACAUUUUCUUGAUCAUAUUCAGACUUACUAGCUCUACACUGCAACACAACAACAAUGUUGUUUCUUUGACAAAGAAGCUGUAACUAUGCUAGCUAACAGAGUUAACAUUAGAAAAUUAAAAAUUGAGUGGUAAAAUCAAUUAUUAAUCAUUGUAAACUGUUGUGUGAGAAUAUAAAGCUUGACAGGCUUAGCAACAGUAGCUGGUGGGGCUAAACGAACGAUCAUUUUGAGAUAUUAUAUUUCAUAAAUAUUUACUAAAGAUUUGCCUAUUUCCCGUCACAGUUAAUCUACUGAUUUUACUCUGAUAGUUUGAUAUCAUGAAUUUCUUUUACGUAGAGUAUGUAAUGGGAAUAAUGGAAUGCAUAAAUCAGCAUUUGAUUAUUUGUUUUUUUCUUGUAGUGUUAAAACCAAUAGACCAGACGUUGUUGUUGGAAAAAUACUGUUAAGAAUGUGUUUCAGCCAAAGUAAUUUGUCUUUUACUGGGGGGGGGGGGUUAGCUUUGUGGACUUUGUGGAGAUGUGACGUUGCCUUCCUUUUCUUAAGGAGGAAAUGAAUGACAGGUUAAAUUGUACAUUUUUUAUUGUGUAAUUUUCUUUACUUUUCUCACACCACAGUAAACAGCUCAUUCUUGCAACACAGAUUAAUACUUCUCAUUCAAACUGAUAAAUAAGGCUAUAACGAAAAGAAACAAACAGUUUACCCAAGUUUACCCCAGCUAUUGUGUUGACAGCUUAUUUAGUGCAAACUGAUAGUAGUGAAUGUAAUUUUAAUCAUGAGUGCCUUAGUAGGAAUCAAGCUCUCCUCUGCCUUCAGCUCUUUAUGUCUGUACAGUAAAUUAUAUAUAUUUGAAUAUAAUAUGAAUGUGAAUUAUUGAUGUAAUCAAAGGACUUCUAGUGCCCCAUGGAGCUGUAAGGUGAUAAUGUAAACUUAAUAUGUCUGUAAAUGAUUAUAGCUCAACUAUAUUCACAUUCUUUCUGAUGAUUAGAACCAUAAACCCACUGUGUAUAUGUCACUUAUUUGAAUAAUAAAUCUAUUU
Messenger RNA from Seriola dumerili (greater amberjack), 2313 nucleotides. RefSeq names its product chloride intracellular channel protein 5-like (gene clic5a). The record is from RefSeq and is a predicted model, not a curated record. The transcript is spliced from 6 exons. The coding region runs from base 119 to 754 and encodes 211 amino acids. NCBI's taxonomy places the organism in Eukaryota, Metazoa, Chordata, Actinopteri, Carangiformes, Carangidae.